Molecule: messenger RNA, 3239 nt
Organism: Gopherus evgoodei (Goodes thornscrub tortoise)
Lineage: Eukaryota; Metazoa; Chordata; Testudines; Testudinidae
Gene: ZDHHC7
Product: zinc finger DHHC-type containing 7
Exons: 8
Coding region: 208-1125 (305 amino acids)
Biological process (GO): peptidyl-L-cysteine S-palmitoylation; protein targeting to membrane
Cellular component (GO): endoplasmic reticulum; Golgi apparatus
Molecular function (GO): protein-cysteine S-palmitoyltransferase activity
Source: RefSeq, a predicted model, not a curated record
GGCGCCCGCCGGGAUGGUCUCGGCCCUGGCGCCUGCCGCCCCGCGCCAGCAGGACCGGGGGGCCGGGCUCCGCGCUGCUCUCUGAGCCGCCGGGGGCCCGGCGCUGAGAUUACAUCAGAUAUGACCAUGGGCAUCUUAGAAGCCUGAAGGAAGGGCAUGAUGUCAGAAUAACGCACUCAACAUUUGUGAGGGCAAGUCCAGAAAAUCAUGCAGUCAUCAGGGCACAGAUUCCGGGACAUUGAGCACCAUCCCCUCCUUGCUGAAAAUGACAGCUAUGAUUCUUCUUCAUCGGAAGCUGAUAUGGCAGACAGGGUUUGGUUCAUCCGUGAUGGCUGUGGCAUGGUCUGUGCUGUGAUGACAUGGUUUCUGGUUGUCUAUGCAGACUUUGUAGUGACUUUUGUCAUGUUGCUGCCUUCCAAAGACUUUUGGUAUUCUGUGAUCAAUGGUGUUCUUUUUAACUGUUUGGCAGUGCUAGCUCUGUCCUCUCAUCUGAGAACUAUGCUAACUGAUCCUGGGGCUGUACCAAAAGGAAAUGCCACUAAAGAAUAUAUGGAGAGUUUGCAGCUGAAACCGGGGGAAGUGAUCUACAAAUGUCCAAAAUGCUGUAGUAUCAAACCAGAGCGGGCACAUCAUUGCAGUAUUUGCAAGCGAUGUAUUCGAAAGAUGGAUCAUCACUGCCCAUGGGUGAAUAAUUGUGUAGGAGAGAAAAACCAGAGGUUUUUUGUGCUGUUUACGAUGUAUAUAGCCCUAAUUUCAGCUCAUGCACUCAUUCUGUGUGGGUUUCAGUUUUUCUCUUGUGUCCGAGGACAGUGGACUGAAUGCAGUGACUUCUCCCCACCUGUAACUGUGAUCCUGAUGGUCUUUUUGUGCCUUGAGGGUUUUCUGUUUCUCACUUUCACUGCUGUUAUGUUUGGCACCCAAAUCCACUCAAUAUGCAAUGAUGAAACGGAGAUUGAGAGGCUUAAAAGUGAAAAGCCAACAUGGGAGAGGAGGCUACGCUGGGAAGGGAUGAAAUCUGUCUUUGGGGGCCAACCUUCAGUCCUGUGGAUCAAUCCUUUUGCAGGAUUUCGAAUCAGGCAACUUUUGCUGAGAGCAAAGAAAGGGGGACCUGAGUUUUCUGUGUGAGCCUGCCUAAUCAUACUUGAACUUGCAAGAAUACUAUAUAAAUAUUUAUUUGAGGCCAGAAAUGGCUGUCUGCAUAUAAUCUGUGACCAACUGAAACAAACAAGACAUUUGCUUGUAGCAAGCAGAGUUUUAUAGUCACAGACAUCUCAUUAACUUUCAGAAACGUAAACUGGAUGCUGUAGCGAUCUUUCAGCAGGAUAACAAAAGGUGUGUAACCACACUAAAGAAGCCAAAAUGUCGUCAUACUACUGUAACUUAUUGUUUAAUGAGAUUAAUUUUGCGUUUUUGUUGAACUGUUUAUUUGAUAAAUGUUUUGGGAAUUACCUGAGUGUUUUAUGCAAUUAUGAGCCCAGGUGCAGUUGUCAAUCAUGAGAUCAGGUAGUUAAGUUGGAAGCCCAUUUUAAAUGGCAUCAAGCUUUCUAAAUCCAUUUGUUUUCAGGGAAUAAUGACUUAGUCAAUCCUUUAAUUUUAUUUAUAUUUUCAUUUGUCCUGAUAGUCAAAAUUAUACUGUUAUGUCCCACUUCAGACAUGCAGUCCUUGCAUACUAGUAAUUCGAGAUUUGUGCGCGUGGUAACAUAAACGUCAGAUGCACUCCUCCAGCCCUGCCAAAUGUCUUCUGUGAUUCACAAUAGCAUGUCUUGUAUUUGGCAGCAUUAAUCUUAAAUGGCAUUUAGGUAAAUUCUAAAUGUGCAGUAAUCAAAUAUUUUUAACUUUAGCUAUGGGUCAAUUCUGCCCUGUGAUACUUGUCUUCAAUUCUCAGUGCAUUGACUUUAAAAGGAACUCGUGUGUGGGUAUCUGAGGGACCAGUGACUAGAUCCUCCUGUAGGAUUAAAAAUGAAUGUAUUGCAGAUUGGUAUAACUUUUUGAUCCAAAGAACAAUCAUUAUUGUAAGGUCCUCAGCGCCCCCCCGCCGUGUGUGUGUGUGUGUGUGUAUAGAUUUUACAGGCAUUCAGAAACUGGAAAAUAGUUCACCAGUCACUUAAAUAGAGCCAUCGCUGAAAGGAGGGAGACUUCCUUCAGAGUUAGGGAAUGUAAUCCCAGCCUCCUUUGUGCAAGUACAAGACAUCUGAGUGUAAAAUGGAAAAUGUGUAUACAGUAUAUAAAGGGAAAAAAUUUCCAUUUCACCAUUUUCCAACCAAAACUGCUUGAAAACAAAAGGAAUGAACAGUGUACAAAUAUAACUGCUCCUUGUUUCUGACAAAUAACAGUAGUUCUAAGAUGUGUUCCUAGAUCUGUAAGUAAUGACACAAUCUGCAAGUGAUGAAAUACAGCUGAAAAUGGAUUAUCUAAACACUACAGAUAAAUACAAAAAUUCUUCUAUCAUUACUUUGUUGUCUUUUGAAUUAUCCACUGCACAAAGGAUAAAGCAGGAGCCUUGGUGCAUAGCUUGAAACUGUGCCUGGAAAGUAAACAGCUCCCUGUUCUGGGACUUGCCUUAAACUUGUCCAGUUUUUGUUUUUGCUUUACCGUUAACAGCAACAAGUUUAUCCCACCUCAAGCAGUAUGAGAUGCUCAAGAAUCUCCCAUUGGUAAGUUUACAUUCACAGACUGAAAAUAUGCUUUCUUUUCUUAGUGAUUUGUUUCUCCAUUUCUGUGCAACUCUAUGUCGAAUCUUAAUUCUUAAUCGUACUGAUUCUUCAUCAUGUUUGUCCUAGUAUGUCAGUUUACUAAGGGAUCCAUUCAAUAUACCAUGGUCCAAUUAACAAAACUGUGCAAUACUUCAGAAGAUGUAUACAGUGCUUAGGGAGUAGGUAUGUAAUAUGGAGAAUUGCCAGAUGAACCCAUUCAGUAAAGCCACAGACACAUGAACAAAAAUACAUGUAUCAUGUAAAUGAGAGGGAAGGUUGGAAGUUGGACAAGAAUCUUCAAAUAUUCAGUUCAACAUCCUGCAUAAAUAUUGGAGAAAAUGUAUCUGGCUUUGUCAUGAGGCUUUUAGUAUGUAUAUUGUUUAAUAAAAUAUACUGAUGAAAAUCAGAAAAUAUCAUCAUUUAAAGCAGUUGAAACCUGUGACUUUGUGUGUGUGUGUGAAAUCAAGUUGACUUGGCUUUUCAAACCCUUGUUACACUGUAACUUUUUAAUGUAAAAAUAAAGUAAUGAAUAAGUCUUAAAGUUAA